UUCUGUUUUCUCCAUCCGGUCGGCGGAAGUGACGUUAUUGGAGGAAAACAGGGCUGUGCUUAACUUCUGUGGCAAUAUGGCUGCGGCCAGUUUCGGCGUUCUUUGCAGAAAAGUCUUAACCGGCCUGAAGGUUUCCAGGUCACUUUUAAGUCCUCAGGCCCUAGCUAGCACAGGUUGCAGGUUUUCUCUUAGUCUUUUGCCUAAGAACAUACCAAAUGUCACAUCUUUUCACCAGUGUAGAUUACUUCAUACCACAUUGUCAACGAAAGGACUGGAAGAAUUUUUUGAUGACCCAAAGAAUUGGGGGGAAGAAAAAGUGAAAUCUGGAGCUUCAUGGACCUGUCAACAAUUAAGGAAUAAAAGUAAUGAAGAUUUACAUAAACUUUGGUAUGUCCUACUGAAAGAAAGAAACAUGCUCCUAACUCUAGAGCAGGAGGCCAAGCGGCAGAGUUUGCCAAUGCCAAGUCCGGAGCGGUUAGAAAAGGUAAUAGAUUCCAUGGAUGCAUUAGAUAAAGUUGUCCAGGAAAGAGAAGAUGCCCUAAGACUUCUUCAGACUGGUCAAGAAAAAGCUAGACCUGGUGCUUGGAGAAGAGACAUCUUUGGAAGAAUCAUCUGGUACAUAGUUUCCGCUGUGGUUUUUCCACGAUGAGAGUGGCAGUCUCAU
Messenger RNA from Leptonychotes weddellii (Weddell seal), 664 nucleotides. NCBI's taxonomy places the organism in Eukaryota, Metazoa, Chordata, Mammalia, Carnivora, Phocidae. The record is from RefSeq and is a predicted model, not a curated record.